Helobdella robusta is the source of this 333-nucleotide messenger RNA. RefSeq lists its product as hypothetical. The transcript has 3 exons. The coding region runs from base 1 to 333 and encodes 110 amino acids. NCBI's taxonomy places the organism in Eukaryota, Metazoa, Annelida, Clitellata, Rhynchobdellida, Glossiphoniidae. The record is from RefSeq and is a predicted model, not a curated record.
AUGGAUUCGCACGCCGUAAAAAGCCAGCAAAACGUUGCGGUACAUACGAUCAGUUUUAGGGGCAAGGCAGGGGCCAUCUUCGUACUCCUCUUCUUCACCUUUGCCCUUUUUCUUGUGGGGUUCAUCACCCCAAGAUGGUCAAAAAUUGAUGACACCUAUUUGGGAAUCUGGGAAAAUUGUACCUGUCUUCCGCACAACUAUGCUGGAGAUGCCCAACUGAUAGCGAUAAACAGUCUGCUGGCAGCCUCUUUCCUUUUCCUCCUCAUCUCCCUACUCCUAAUCACCAUCUACAUGUGCGUGCACACACCGUGCCAACACAACACUGUAAAAUGA